AUGGCGUCCAGGUCACCGACCGCGGUCACUCCGCUGCGAAAACCCUCGUCUGCACCCGAAACCCCUAUGGUAAAGGAUACGACGAACACAGCACCACAACCAGUUCCUUUCCCUCCGCCGCAGACAUUCGACAUAAUUCCUCCGCUGCAUGGUCUUCUUCUGCGACUUCUUUCGGCACAAACCGCUGGUGAAGGCGGUCCAAGAACUGCUGGUGAAGCAGGCGGACAAGCGCCAUCAGGGUCGUCUGGUGCAGGCCAAGGGGUUCAGCAACAGAAUCCGGCAGCAGGAAAUGGACUUGCGCCUUUAAGUGCGAAAAAUUUGCCGACAGCGGCAAGCUCGAUCAAAAUUCGCAUUCAAAAGGCGCACGCGGUCGUUGAAAGCCUACCUGACAUCGACCGCUCGGUCGCUGAGCAGGAGGGGGAGAUUGAGGAGCUCGAGAAUCGUAUCGCCAGCUUGAAAUUGGUCCUUUCAGAAUUUGGGAAGAGGGCAAACACAGGGGCUUGA
This is a messenger RNA of Aspergillus thermomutatus, 504 nucleotides long. RefSeq names its product RNA polymerase II mediator complex middle subunit MED9. Gene Ontology annotation, molecular function: transcription coregulator activity. The coding region runs from base 1 to 504 and encodes 167 amino acids. Gene Ontology annotation, biological process: regulation of transcription by RNA polymerase II. NCBI's taxonomy places the organism in Eukaryota, Fungi, Ascomycota, Eurotiomycetes, Eurotiales, Aspergillaceae. Gene Ontology annotation, cellular component: mediator complex. The transcript has a single exon. The record is from RefSeq and is a predicted model, not a curated record.